AUGUCCACUUCGAAAAUACUUAAUGUAGCCGUUAUAGGUUGUGGAGAGGUCGCACAGAUAGCUCAUAUUCCAAACCUGAUUGUGGCUUCUGAUAUGUUCAAGAUCACAGCGCUAUGUGAUAUAUCCGUUCAAUCAUUAGAAUUAUGCAGUAACAGAUUUGGGAUAUCUAAUACAUUCACUUCUGUAUCUGAAUUAUUAUCAUCUGAAAUCCCAAUCGACCUAGUAUUCAUACUUACCGCAGAUCAAUUUCACGCAGAACACAUAAUCCAAUGUGCAGACGCAGGUAAACAUAUAAUGAUCGAGAAACCGAUGGCUCAAACUUUAGCAGAGUAUGAUGCAGUUGAAGAAGCUAGAGUGAGGAAUAAAGUUGUGAUAUUCGUGGGAUAUAUGAGAAGAUACGCUACUGCUUUACAAAGAUUAAAAGAGGAAAUCAGAGGGAAACAGAUCAAAUAUGUUAGGGUAAGAGAUAUAAUUGGCAAUAACAACUACUUCACUUCUCAAUCAGGUCAAUAUCAGAAAUACUUCAAAGAUCAUCCCCCUUCAUCAACUAAAGAAUUACUGGGUAGAAUCCAAUCUAAUCUGAAAGAAAACUUGGGUUCCGAUGAUAAUAACAUUGGAAAAAAACUCGAUUCUCGGGAUUCACAUUCAUGGAGUUUAUUACAUAGUUUAGCAAGUCAUGAUUUAUCUGCAAUGAGAGAUAUCAUUGGAAUGCCUGAAAAAUGUUUAUUCGCUUCGAGAAGUAAUGAUGAUGAUUCAAGUAAAAGUUGGUGGUGGAAUGUCAUCUUUAAAUAUGAUGGAUUCAAAGCUUAUUAUGAGAUGGGAAUCGACGAAGUAGCAGUAUUCGAUGCUUCCAUAGAAGUGUACACGAACGAUAGUCGGGUCAAGAUCCAAUAUGACACACCAUACGUAAAAGGACUUCCGAUCAAACUGAUCAUUCAAAAACAACUUCCGAAUGGUGAUUUCUCCGAACAAGUCGUUAGACCAACUUACGUAGAUCCAUAUACAUUGGAAUUGCCUUUGAUAUAUGAUGCUAUAAUUAACGGUAAAGAUUACAAGACAAAACCGCUGGAUGCGAAGAAUGAUACUAUUUUAGCUAAGAUGAUCAUGGAUGCUUUGGUUGAUUAG
Messenger RNA from Kwoniella shivajii, 1125 nucleotides. RefSeq lists its product as uncharacterized. Gene Ontology annotation, molecular function: nucleotide binding; oxidoreductase activity. Gene Ontology annotation, cellular component: cytoplasm. The record is from RefSeq and is a predicted model, not a curated record. Gene Ontology annotation, biological process: NADPH regeneration. The transcript has 6 exons. The coding region runs from base 1 to 1125 and encodes 374 amino acids. Lineage: Eukaryota; Fungi; Basidiomycota; Tremellomycetes; Tremellales; Cryptococcaceae.